Molecule: messenger RNA, 709 nt
Organism: Bombina bombina (fire-bellied toad)
Lineage: Eukaryota; Metazoa; Chordata; Amphibia; Anura; Bombinatoridae
Gene: DMAC2L
Product: distal membrane arm assembly component 2 like
Exons: 5
Coding region: 45-644 (199 amino acids)
Source: RefSeq, a predicted model, not a curated record
GGCUAAUACUAGGUUCUUGUUCUGCAUCUUAGAAGGGGCCCAGCAUGAUGCUUACAAAACUUGUGCGUCCCAUCUGCGUAUCACAAAAGCGGAUUCAUCCUGCCGGUGUCAAAUAUUUCUGGGGGUGGCUGAAUGCCGUGUUUAACAAGGUUGACUAUGAACGUAUCAAGAGUGUUGGUGCAGACAGAGCCGCUUCGGAAUGGCUGCUGCGCUGCGGGGCACGGGUACGUUUUCAGGGAUUCGAAAAAUUUCAGCAUGACUACAAUGGCCUUCCAACAGGACCAUUGGGAAAAUACAAGAUUCAGGCAAUUGAUGCUACAGAAUCCUGUAUCAUGGACAAAGGAUUUGAGUAUCUAGAUGGUCUGGAACAUGUUGAGGAAAUUAAACUGUGCAAGUGUAUUUAUAUUGAGGAUGCCUGCUUAGAGAGACUCAGCAAAAUAGAAAACCUGCAGAAAAGCCUACAAAGACUGGAGAUCAUUUCAUGUGGCAAUGUCACAGACAGAGGGGUGAUUGCUCUCAAUACACUGACGAACCUAAACUACUUAUUCUUGAGUGACCUUCCAGCCAUAAAGAAGAAGGAGACAACUGUGGAAAUGCUACAGAAAGCCAACAGCUCCUUGACUGUUGAAUUAGAUCUUGAUUAAACAUAUGGACUCUCUUCCAUUUCACUCCUAACAAAAAUAAAAUAAGUAUAUAAAUGUGUAUUAAA